AUGUCGACUGAGAAGGAGAUUAAGUCUUCCAAGCGAAGUCUUGAGGAGGCCGAGAAGAACGAGUCUACCAAAAAGUUAAAGGUCAAGAGCGACAAGAAGGACCACAAGGAGGAGAAGAACAAGAAGGAGAAGAAAGAGAAGAAGGAUAAGAAGGAGAAGAAGGAGAAGAAGGAUAAGAAGGACAAGAAAGAGAAGAAGGAGAAGAAGGAGAAGAAAGACAAGGAAGAGAAGAAAGAGUCUAAAUCAGAUGACACUGUGUCUUCGGAACAGACCGCAGUGCCAGCUGCCGCUGCUGCUGCUGCUGCACCUUCAUCGGCUGAGGUCACUAAGUUCUUGGCUGAUAACAGUGUCAAGAUUGAAGACGACUCCAACUCGAAUAUCCAGCCCUGUCUUUCGUUUGACAGCUUGCCUGUAGAGAGCAAGAUCAUUUCAAUUCUGAAGAAGUUCCCUAAGCCCAGUCCUAUUCAGGCUGCUUCAUGGCCAUUUUUGUUAGCUGGUCGCGAUGUAGUCGGCGUUGCUGAGACCGGUUCUGGUAAGACAUUUGCCUUUUCUGUUCCAGUUGUCAAUCACAUUAUUCAGGAGAAGAAAAAGGGCGUUCGUGCUUUGGUGGUGUCUCCUACUCGUGAACUGGCUAUGCAAAUCUACGACAGUUUAGUAACUCUGACAAAUGUUACUGAUAUCAGCGCUGUAUGUGUUUACGGUGGUGUACCAAAAGAAGAGCAAAGACAGGGUUUGAAGAAAGCCAGCAUUGUUAUUGCCACUCCUGGUCGUCUUAAGGAUCUUAUUGAAGAAGGUUCUGCUGACCUUAGUAAAGUCGAGUACUUAGUGUUGGAUGAGGCCGACAGAAUGCUUGAAAAGGGAUUUGAAGAGGACAUCAAGUCGAUUGUUUCGAAUACCAACUCUGAUGGCAGACAGACUAUCAUGUUUACUGCGACAUGGCCUCCUGAGGUGCGUAAGUUGGCGUCCACUUUCAUGAACAACGCUGUUAAAGUAUAUAUUGGCGAGCGUGACGAGUUGGCUGCCAACAAACGAAUCACCCAGUUGGUCGAAGUCAUUGACCCCUUCCGUAAAGAGCAAAGAUUGCUUCAACUGCUGAAAGAGCACCAGUCUGGUGCUAAGAAAGAUGACAAGAUCCUUGUGUUUGCAUUGUACAAGAAAGAAGCCACCCGUGUUGAGAGACUAUUACAGAACAGAGGAUUCGCGUUGGCUGCUAUUCACGGAGAUUUGGGCCAAGCUCAACGUACCAAAGCUCUGGAAGAUUUCAAGACUGGUCGUUCUAAGAUUCUGCUAGCAACUGAUGUUGCUGCUCGUGGUCUGGAUAUUCCCGCUGUCAAGGUCGUCAUUAACCUGACGUUCCCUCUUACUGCCGAGGACUACGUCCACCGUAUCGGUAGAACUGGCCGAGCAGGACAAACUGGACUCGCCAUCACCCUUUUUACCGAGCAAGAAAAGCACCUGUCUGGAGCAUUAAUCAACGUCCUCCGUGGAGCCAACCAGCCCGUACCAGACGAGCUGCUCAAGUUCGGCAGUCACACCAAGAAAAAGGAACAUUCUGCAUACGGCGCAUUUUUUAAGGACGUCGACUCGACCAAGAAGGCCACCAAGGUCAAAUUCGAUUAG
Molecule: messenger RNA, 1620 nt
Organism: Sugiyamaella lignohabitans
Lineage: Eukaryota; Fungi; Ascomycota; Dipodascomycetes; Dipodascales; Trichomonascaceae
Gene: DBP3
Product: RNA-dependent ATPase DBP3
Exons: 1
Coding region: 1-1620 (539 amino acids)
Biological process (GO): rRNA processing
Cellular component (GO): nucleolus
Molecular function (GO): ATP binding; RNA binding; RNA helicase activity
Source: RefSeq, a predicted model, not a curated record